Molecule: messenger RNA, 420 nt
Organism: Penaeus vannamei (Pacific white shrimp)
Lineage: Eukaryota; Metazoa; Arthropoda; Malacostraca; Decapoda; Penaeidae
Source: RefSeq, a predicted model, not a curated record
AUGCAUCAGGUGGAGACUGCCAGUUUGGAAGAUCGCCGUAUAACUGUUCGUCAUCUGGCCCAAGAUGUCAAGAUUAGUUUUGAGUCUGUAGAUAAAAUUAUUUAUGAGCAUCUGCAUAUGCAAAAAUUGUCUGCUCAAUGGGUUCCCAGGUUUACUCACAUCUUUCCAGAAGCAGGGGCGAGUCCAUUUUCCCAAGGUUCUUUUAGCUAUAUGUCAAGAAAAUCAGGAUUUUUGGGCAGACUAAUUAUGCAGGAUGAAACUUGGGCCCAGUCAAAUGGAGCGUCCCAGAAACUGUUUGUGCUCACUUCACUCGCCAGCCGCACUGCUCUCAAGAAAAAGCUGAAAUGGUUUCCUGUCUCAUCACCGUAUACGCUAGCUCGUUCCCCUGUGAACUUGCGUAAUUCCAGCGCAACCACUUGA